AGGGGAAAGCCUAGCGGUCAGCCGAGCGGAAGGGAUGGGAUUUGGGGCGGAAGUCCCUCCGCCGCUCGGGUCACGUGGGAGGGGCUGAGCUCGCGCGCUGUUGAGUAGCGAGAGUUCCGCGGUCACCGGCUCAAAGCCCAGCGAGCCCGCAGCUGCAGCCCCGCGUGUGACCGUUCCAGGCUCAGGGAGUCAGAGAAAGCAUGGCACUUUGGCGGGCAUACCAGCGGGCUCUGACUGCUCACCCGUGGAAAGUACAGGUCCUGACAGCUGGGUCUCUGAUGGGCCUGGGUGAUGUUAUCUCACAGCAGCUGGUGGAGAGACGAGGUCUGCAGGCACACAAGACUGGCCGGACCCUGACCAUGGUCUCCCUGGGCUGUGGCUUUGUGGGCCCUGUAGUAGGAGGCUGGUACAAGGUUUUGGACCGCCUCAUCCCUGGCACCACCAGGGUGGAUGCACUAAAGAAGAUGCUGUUGGAUCAGGGGGGCUUUGCCCCAUGUUUUCUGGGCUGUUUCCUCUCACUGGUAGGGACACUCAAUGGACUGUCAGCCCAGGACAAUUGGGCCAAACUCCAGCAGGAUUAUCCUGAUGCUCUCAUCACCAACUACUAUCUCUGGCCUGCUGUGCAGUUAGCCAACUUCUACCUGGUCCCUCUUCAUUACAGGUUGGCUGUUGUCCAGUGUGUUGCCGUUAUCUGGAACUCCUACCUGUCCUGGAAGGCACAUCGGCUCUAAGUCUGCCUCACUCCAUCAUUUCAAGCUUGCAGUGACGCAGCUUGACCCUGGAAGGGUCAAACCACCUCCUCAAAGUGGGCACAUUGGUUUUCACAGGGUUUUGUGGCUGGUCAGAACUUAAUGGGGUUAGCACUCUGAAGUGGGCUGUUUCACUCUAAAAUGUAACCUGACUCCUACUGAAAUCACUAAAACCUUUAUAAUGGUCUUAUACCCACCACAUAGUAGGCACUCCAUAAAUACUUGUUGAACUGUAUGAUUUUGUCACUUUCAGUUUACACCCAUAUCCCGGCAAGUACCACUCAUCCCCACUCUUCAUAGACACAUCUGUUUUUCUAACCCUUCCCAGCCCUAGUCUAGCUCCAAUUUUGGGGGAGCCCCUCAAGCUCUUUAUAUGGUGCCUCCAUAAAUGUAUUUCUAAAUAGGUAAUCUGGAACUUGCAGAGGCAAUGAGUAAGACCCAGCAGAAACCAACUGGGGAGUCCCGUUUUCUAGAGUUUGGAAAGAACCUGGAGACCACUAAGCCCAGUCUUUUACAGAUGAGGACACUGAGGUCCACAGAAGUGAGGUGACCUGUCCACACCGUGAGUUACGGGCAGAGUAGAAACUUGAACCCACGUGCUAUAGUUUGAAUGUUUGUAUACUCCCCAAUUUAUAUGAUGAAAACCUAAUGCCCAAGGUGAUGGUAUUAGGAGGUGGGGCCUUUGGGAAGUGAUUAGGUCAUGAGGGCAGAGCGCUCAUGGGAUCAGUACACUUACAAAAGAGGCCAUGUGAUGAGAGAGCAAGAAGGUGCCAUCUGUGAGCCAGAAAGCAGGUCCUCACCAGACACCAAACCUACUGGCACCAUGAUCUUGGACUUCCCAGCCUCCAGAACUGUGAGAAAUAAAUGUUUGUUGUUUAUAAGCCA
Messenger RNA from Balaenoptera musculus (blue whale), 1634 nucleotides. RefSeq names its product mitochondrial inner membrane protein MPV17 (gene MPV17). NCBI's taxonomy places the organism in Eukaryota, Metazoa, Chordata, Mammalia, Artiodactyla, Balaenopteridae. Bases 201 to 731 code for a protein of 176 amino acids. The record is from RefSeq and is a predicted model, not a curated record. The transcript has 8 exons. Gene Ontology annotation, cellular component: cytoplasm; membrane.